Molecule: messenger RNA, 531 nt
Organism: Arabidopsis lyrata subsp. lyrata
Lineage: Eukaryota; Viridiplantae; Streptophyta; Magnoliopsida; Brassicales; Brassicaceae
Exons: 3
Coding region: 61-372 (103 amino acids)
Source: RefSeq, a predicted model, not a curated record
AAAAGGCUUAAGUCAAUAUGGAAAUAGAGAAGCAAAACUAGUAAACGUAGAGAGAGAGAAAUGGGAAAGAAAACUUCUUCAAAAUUGAGUCAAGUGUUCAUUGUGGUUCUUCUUUGCAUCUUCAUUUAUCGUACCGACUCAGCUAUUUCUUCUCAUCAUGAACAACUUCCAAUUUCCGGGAGAAGAAUGAUGGCGAACACUCCGUAUCCGUAUGGUGGCAUAUAUGUGAAACCACCACCCUCAAAAAGUAAAGGUAGUUAUCUGAAAGUGAAGAGAUUGGAGACAUAUUAUAAGCCAAAUAGUGAUAUAGGUACAGGACCAUCACAUAGUGGACAUGGUGGUAGCACCAUUGAUCAAGUUUCAUCUCCUUAGUUUCCGGGCAAUGACUUAUUUCUUUCAAAUAAAAAGUAUGAAUGUAACUCUUUAAGUUUAUGUGUGUUUUUAAAUUUUAAGUAAGGUUUUUAAAGUCUCAUUAAUGUAAAAUAUACGUAUUUGUGUAAUAUCAUAUAUAAUCUAAGUUUCUUAAGCAAA